Messenger RNA from Saprolegnia parasitica CBS 223.65, 489 nucleotides. RefSeq lists its product as hypothetical. Bases 1 to 489 code for a protein of 162 amino acids. The transcript has 2 exons. NCBI's taxonomy places the organism in Eukaryota, Oomycota, Saprolegniomycetes, Saprolegniales, Saprolegniaceae. The record is from RefSeq and is a predicted model, not a curated record.
AUGAGUGUCGAGUGCUGCUUCCAUGGUUGUGCGAGUCCGGUGGUGUCGGACUCGACCAAGUGCCUCCUGCACCGUCAUCGGCUCACGUGUGCGCACGAAGGCUGCGGCAACCAAGUGUACGCGCGCGGCUACUGCGUCCGGCACGGCGGCAAGCGCACUUGCAGCCGCCACGCACUGCACUCGACAAAGAAGCACUGUGUCGAGCCCAAUUGUGUCAGCUUUGCCCAAGCCAACCAACGCUGCGUACGUCACGGCGGCGGCCGUAAGUGCAAGCUCGUGCACUGCUGCACACUGGCGCGUAUUGCAGGCUUUUGUCAGCGCCAUGCCAAGCUCUUGCAACCAAAGUUAACCAGAGUCGCUUCACGUCUCGCCGAUGAUGUGGUUGCCGCCAACGACGCCUUGUGGCACCUUGAUGGCAUGGACGACCUCGACGCCUCGAUUCUAGAUGGUGUCUUGAACCACACGCGCCCGUUUGCUCUGCCGUCGUAA